Salvelinus fontinalis (brook trout) is the source of this 1941-nucleotide messenger RNA. Its product is annotated as zinc finger protein 70-like. The record is from RefSeq and is a predicted model, not a curated record. The transcript has 2 exons. The coding region runs from base 309 to 1523 and encodes 404 amino acids. NCBI's taxonomy places the organism in Eukaryota, Metazoa, Chordata, Actinopteri, Salmoniformes, Salmonidae. Gene Ontology annotation, biological process: regulation of transcription by RNA polymerase II. Gene Ontology annotation, molecular function: RNA polymerase II cis-regulatory region sequence-specific DNA binding; DNA-binding transcription factor activity.
CUCCAGUCCGCAGACGGCGAUGUGCGUCUUUCAGGCGUUGCUACCAGCGUGACGUAUAAUCUAGUGGACGGGACGGGAAGUUUCUUCAACAAUAGCUUGUCAGCCACCUCCGUAGCUUGUUAGCCAAUAUAGCCGAAACGUAUUAGCUCUUUAGACUAUAUUGGUCCCUGUGUUUUAAACAUACUUAUUUCGUAUAGCUAGUUUCCCCAUUUAAUUAAAUAUAUGCGUUAAGUUAGUAGCUAGCUGGAUUGCUAAAUUAGCUUAGAACCAGGCUAGUCGUUAAUGCUAACUAGCUAACAUCCCCGACCAUGAGCUCACUAUUCUACUCUCCUCCAGCUAAACAAGAGGGGAUCUGCUGGACGGAGAAAGAAGCUCUGGGACUGAACAUUGUCGUGAAAGAAGAAGCGGAGGAUAUUACAGUAAAAGGAGAGGAAGAAGCUUUCAGAAUGAAAGAGGAGGAAGAGGAGGCUAUCAGUAUCACGUUUAAAGAAGAGAAGAACGUUACAGUGAAAGACGAGAAAGAACCUUUUAGAGUGAAAGAUGAAGAGGGGAUAGAGGCUGUCACAGUGGAUGAAGAGGAGGUAGAAGCUUUCAGAAUGAAAAGGGAGGAAGAGGAGGAUGUAACAUUGAAAGAAGAAGAAGAAGAGGAGGAGGAUGUUAUAGUGAAAGAAGAGAAAGAACCCUUUGUAGUGGAAGAGGAGGCUAUCUUAAGAAAAGAGGAGGAGGACGUUUUGGAAGAGGAAGAGGAGACUGAAGAUCUGAUUAACACCAGAGAGGGACCAGACUCUCACUCUGACAGCAGGAAGAGUCCUUCAGGGGAGCCAGACCCAGAGACGUCCAAACCAGCGAGACCACACCACUGCUCCCACUGUGGAAAGAGUUUUACCCGGUUCUGGAACCUAAAACAGCAUGAGACGAUGCACACAGGAGAAAAGCCUUUUCAAUGCUCCCAGUGUGGAAAGAGUUUUACCUGGUUAAGGGCCCUGAAUAGGCAUGAAGAACUACAUACAGCAGGGAGGAAGACCUACCAAUGCUCCCAGUGUGGAAAGAGUUUUACUCAGUUAGGAAGCCUGAAAAUACAUGAGAGAAUCCAUACAGGAGAGAAGCCUUACCCCUGCUCCCUAUGUGGAAAGAAGUUUACCAUGUUAGGCAAUCUUAAAAAGCACGAGAAAAUACACUCAGGAGAGAAGCCUUACCACUGUUCCCUGUGUGGCAAGAGUUUUACCCAGAUAGGGAGCCUGAAAACACAUGAGAGAAUGCACACAGGAGAGAAGCCUUACUACUGCUCCCAGUGUGGCAAAUAUUUUUCUCAUUUAGAGACCCUGAAAAUACAUAAGAGAAUACAUACAGGAGAAAAGCCUCACCACUGCUCACUGUGUGGAAAGAGUUUGACCACUUUAGGCAAUCUAAAAGAGCAUGAGAGGACACACACGGGAGAAAAGCCUUUUAAGUGUUCCCUCUGUGGAAAGAGUUUUACCCAUUUAGCGAGCCUGAAAAGGCAUAAAGGAAUACACACAGGAUAAAAGCCUUACCAAUUCUCCCAGUGAGGAAAGAGAUUUUCACGAUUACAGGACCUUACAUCACAUGAGAGGACACACCUGACCACUGCUCCCAAUGUGGAAAGACUUUUACCUUGUUAGGGAUCUUGAAAACAUUGAGAGUAAACAUAGGAGAAAAGAUCUUCCACUGUUCUCAGUGUGGAAUAAGAUUUUACCCGGUUAUGUAACCUGAAAGAGCAUGAAAGAACUCAUACAAAUACACAGGAGGAGAAGACAUACCACUGCUCUCAUUGUGGAAAGACAUUUUCCCAGUCAGAGGACUUGAAAACACAUGAGAGAAUAGACUCUGUGUUCUGACUUAUGUUUUUGACCUGAGAAUUUGGGGAUUUGUUUAAUACCACAUUAAAUCAUACUCAAAAAAAGGUUACAGGAAUUCCCACCU